Larimichthys crocea (large yellow croaker) is the source of this 913-nucleotide messenger RNA. Its product is annotated as contactin-associated protein-like 5. Lineage: Eukaryota; Metazoa; Chordata; Actinopteri; Sciaenidae. The record is from RefSeq and is a predicted model, not a curated record. The coding region runs from base 86 to 913 and encodes 275 amino acids. The transcript has 7 exons.
GAGAGGUGGAUGUAGCUCACAGUGAGGGAGUGUCGGAGUGACGACGUGAGAGCAUCUCACUCCUUCACGCCACUUCCAUCCCUCCAUGCUGGACGCGUUGAUCAACCCGUUGCGGUUCCGCUCGGAUAUACUACAGUCCGGUCCUGAUCCAGGAUCCUGGAAGAUGGAUCUAUCGCUGCGCCUCAUCUGGCUCCACACACUGAGCGUGUUGAGCGCUGCGUCCGCCGCCACUCACUAUAACUGCAACAGUCCUUUGGUGUCCACAUUACCACUAUCGUCCUUCCAGAGCUCCUCACAGUCCUCUGUCAGCUACGCUGCUCACAAUGCCAAGCUCAACAGAAGAGAUGGAGCAGGAGGCUGGUCUCCCAUAAUGGCAGACCGGGAGCCCUGGCUCCAGGUGGACCUCAAGGACCAGAUGGAGGUGACGGCUGUAGCCACACAGGGAUGUGCUGCCAGCUCAUACUGGGUAAACAGAUACCUGCUGCUCUACAGUGACACAGGCCAGGUCUGGAAACAGUACAGACAGGAGGAUGGAGGAGGGACAUUUGUGGGGAAUGUGAAUUCAGAGGCCGUCGUCCAGAACAAGCUGUCCCACUCUGUGAGGACCCGGAUCCUGCGCUUCGUCCCUCUGGACUGGAACCCCAGCGGCUGGCUGUGCCUCCGAGUGGAGGUUUACGGCUGCUCCUACAAGUCAGAUGUGGCGGACUUUGAUGGCAGAAGUUCUUUGCUGUAUCGUUUCAACCAGAAGUCUAUGUCAACAGUGAAGGAUGUGAUCUCUCUGCGCUUCAAGAGCCGUCAGGCUGAGGGGGUUUUACUGCAUGGUGAGGGACAGAGGGGAGACUACAUCACCCUUGAGCUUCACAGAGGAAAACUGGCCCUCUACCUCAACCUAGUAUGGGGGUUGAACCCAUGA